AGGUUCUGCAGUCCUCAUCAUGGAGCUUCUCCAAGGCUUCCUAGUUGUCCUCCUCCUGGUCGGCUUGUCCGCCGGAGCCUCUCCGGAUCACAAGAUCGUCCUGAAAACGCUACAGCAAGCGGAGUACGAGUGCAAGCAAAUCCUGCGGGUACCUUCCAGCGAAGAAGCGCCUUGCGAGCCCCGCUGCGAGGAGAUUCUGCUCCGAACCUGGACCGACUGCAACGGCCUCGGCAGCAUCCCGUACGGGCGGCACUUCCAGCCGGAUCCCACCGAUUCGGACUUUAUAAACCGAACGCAGCACUGCCUGGACUCGGCCCUGGCGGGCGUUCCCGGCCACGAUGUCUGCUGCCAGGGCCGGAUCGCGUUCCAGUGCUACCGCGAUCAGUACGGCAAUCCGGUCCGGGUUCCGCAGCUCGCGCCCAUGUCGGAUAUUCUGGUGCGGAGUACCAUUGAGGACUGCGCAAGGUUGCUCCAGAUCGACGAUCUGGAACUGAUGCUCUACGGGCUGACCCACUUUGACAUGUCUGCCAAGUCGCGCAGCCUGCUGCGUUGCAUCGUGAUCCGGCAGGGUCUGUACAGCGACGAGCACGGUCCGGAUCUGGACCGGAUGUUCGUGCAGUGUGGCGGCUACGACAUCGACGAGCAGGUCUUCCGUGAGAAUGCUGAGUACUGCAUUGAGAGCUUGCGCUCGCAGUGUCUGGACAAUGCUACGUUGGCUACCCGUAUCACGAAUUACUGCUUCCCACCCGGAGUCGGUCCCGGAACGAUCCCCCUGAUCGGAACGGUUCUUCCAACGGUGGGAUCUCUGGUUGGAGGCGUCCUCGGAACCGUGCGUGGGUUGAAGAUUUUGGAUUCGCUGCUGAAACCGCUGGCACCACUGCUCAUCGGUCUGCCGUACUCGCUGAAUCCAGGCCUCCAGAAGAACCUGCUGGAUCUGGUGGACGACCCGCACGCGCUUGCCGCAGCUAUCGCUGCGCUGGAGAAGGGACCUCUGGAUCCUAAAAUUGCUGCUUUAGGAUAAGAUUUCACUUGGUUGAUUUGAAUUUGAAUAAAAGCCUGUUAACAGCAGGCGUUGAAACGUUAUCGUCCAUGCGUGAGCACCGCCGCCUUUGUUUCCUUCCGCAGCCAUCUUUGUUUACGUGCGUGGCACGUCCAA
Culex pipiens pallens (northern house mosquito) is the source of this 1156-nucleotide messenger RNA. Its product is annotated as general odorant-binding protein 45-like. Bases 20 to 1021 code for a protein of 333 amino acids. Gene Ontology annotation, biological process: sensory perception of smell. Gene Ontology annotation, molecular function: odorant binding. NCBI's taxonomy places the organism in Eukaryota, Metazoa, Arthropoda, Insecta, Diptera, Culicidae. The record is from RefSeq and is a predicted model, not a curated record. The transcript has a single exon.